AUAAGAUACACACAAUUGAUUUUUGCAACUUUCUUAAGAUUCAAAUUCAACCAGGAAAUGAUAUCUUUUUGGAUUUUGGAACAUAAAAUGGUUAUCAUUACUUACAGUCGUGAGAUAAAGGUGAAAAAGUUCCUAUAAAAGGGAGAAACCCAUGACUACUGGCAUCAGUAAUUCAUUGAACACAAUUCAAUAUGAAUCUAAGUUGGAUUGUUUUGGGAACUCUUGUUUCCCUCGUUGCAUCUGCCCCUGAGGGUAGGAAAAGUUCCAUCACAACGGAAUCAAUUGUUAAAGGAUAUGGAUAUCCUUUUGAAAAGUUCACCGUUAAGACAUCUGACGGGUACAAAUUGGGCCUUCACCGAAUUCCCUAUUCACCCAAACAGAACGCAACUGGAGAAGAAGCACCAAAUACACGCCCAGUUGUUUUUCUAAUGCACGGUCUACUCAGUUCAUCCGCUGAUUGGGUUGUAAUUGGCCCUGAACACAAUGCCCUCGCUUUUGUUCUCUCCGAUGCUGGUUACGAUGUUUGGUUGGGCAAUGCUCGUGGAAACGUCUAUUCUAAAAAACACGUUCUGAAGAGUCCGCUGAUGAAGAGUUUCUGGAACUUUGAUUGGCAUGAAAUUGGCAUGUAUGACUUGCCAGCUAUGAUCGACCAAAUUCGCACUACGACCGGACAUGAAAAGAUCAUCUAUGUUGGCCACUCCCAAGGAAGCACUUCAUUCCUUGUGUUGAACUCAUUGAACCCAGACUUCAAGCAUCGCAUCAAGUCUGCUCACUUCUUGGCACCAUUGGUUUACACAUCACACUCCAAGUCUCCGCUUUUCCAAUUGGGUACGUUAAUGGGACUACCAAACUAUUCACCUUAUCUUACUGGCAGCAUGGAACUUUUACCAAAUACGAAAUUCUUAGAACUACUUGGUAAGGGAGUGUGUCAAAAAACAUCACCCGUUAUUCAAGUCUGUUCAAGUCCUUCCUACCUUCUUGGAGGCUUUGAUACUGAAAAUCUUAAUGUCGACAAAGUACCUGAUGUUAUUGCUGUGAAUCCAGCUGGAUCGUCUGUCAAUCAAGUCUACCAUUUCAUGCAGGUGAAGAACUCUGGAAAAUUCCGUCAAUUUGAUUAUGGUAUUGCUCGUAAUUUGGUGAAAUAUAGCAGCGCCAAGCCACCACACUAUCCAAUUGAUAAAAUCGAUGUUCCAAUCUAUUUGUACUCUGCUCAAAAUGAUUAUUUGGCUACAGAGGCUGAUACUGAGAGACUUAUAAAGGAACUGCCUGCAACAAGUUUAAAACAAACUUAUGUUGCUCCACACCCGAAAUGGAAUCAUUUUGACUUUUUGUGGGGACUGAAUGUUAAAGAACAAGUCUAUGAUACUCUUGUGGAGAACAUGGCUGAAAUUCAAUAAGCAAAAUAAGAAACAUUUUUUAGCAGUCUUUUGUGACUUAUCUUUAAAUAUAUUGCAGACUUCUUCACAGAUGUCAACUUAAAAAAAUGUAAAAAUAAUAAUAAAAUAUUGAGCAUUACAAAAUUGUUUUAUCUAUUGAACUUGGGAAAAAAUUUAGAAAAAUUUAAAAUUUAGUUCUGCAAUGUUUUUUUAAAAACUUUUUCUGAACAUCGUUUUAAGGAAUCAUGUCAUUUUUAAGCCUCUAUAUUGCACUGGAAUCCACUGCUACUACCUUAAAACUUAUAUUUUUACACCUAUUUUAAAUAGUGAAAGACCUUAAAUAUUUACUCUAA
Messenger RNA from Episyrphus balteatus (marmalade hoverfly), 1729 nucleotides. Its product is annotated as lipase 3-like. Lineage: Eukaryota; Metazoa; Arthropoda; Insecta; Diptera; Syrphidae. The record is from RefSeq and is a predicted model, not a curated record. The transcript is spliced from 3 exons. Bases 192 to 1397 code for a protein of 401 amino acids. Gene Ontology annotation, molecular function: hydrolase activity, acting on ester bonds. Gene Ontology annotation, biological process: lipid metabolic process.